AUGGUAUAUAACCCUUCUGCAAAGGGCCUGGCAAAGGCAAGGAGAGAAAAAGCAUCAAUCAAGUUCACCCUCGAUUACAGAUAUACUCGCCUACUUCAGCAAAUGCAGUUCAAGCUCUUCGCCAUCGCCGCCAUCGCCAGCCAGGCCGCCGCUACCCUCGAUGUCCUGACCAACUCGCAGAUCUCCGAGCGUCUGUUCGGUCUGUCGACCGAGCAGGUCAAGAACAUUGACCGCGCCGUCCACGAGGCCACCACCCCGAUCGUCCAGGUCGCCAGCCAGAUUGUCCGCAGCAUGCGCCCGACCUUCGAGGAGGCCCUGGCCGACUCGCAGAAGAUUGUCCGUGAGGCCGCCCAGGUCGUUAACCAGGCUUUCACCCCCGACGUCCGCGCCAAGAUCCGCACCAGCGUCAUGAACGCCGUCAAGACCACCCUUGACAGCCACAUCUAA
Molecule: messenger RNA, 447 nt
Organism: Linderina pennispora
Lineage: Eukaryota; Fungi; Kickxellomycota; Kickxellomycetes; Kickxellales; Kickxellaceae
Exons: 1
Coding region: 1-447 (148 amino acids)
Source: RefSeq, a predicted model, not a curated record